AUGCCAAGUACUCUUAUAUGGGUAGAUAUAGGAUACGGGGGCAGUGUGUACCAUAGUCACCCGGGCGUUGUAACCGGAACUCAGUCCCCAUUGCGCACUUUCCUCCGCACCCCGCCAACCGUGACGGCUCACACGACCGUAGCCACGCGUACAGGCACAGAGACUCCCGCUAAAGCCCAGACACGGACUAAUACCAAGGUGCAAGGAAGGCGGAGGCCCUCUCACUCGCAGCACACCUCCACAAGGGGUGGCAAGUGGAAUGGGCAGAACACGAGAAACAAGGAGCAGCGGCCGAGCCAAAGCGACAAUCUGUUUGGCUGGGAGGCAGAAGCGCUGAGUAUCACGUGCACGCGAUUGGCUGUGACGUGUGUGGGUAACUUCUACUCGCACGUACAGAUCGCCAAGGCGGACAAAAACGCCACAGAUGCCUACGUAUGGAUGAUGGCCGAGCUCAAGCGGCUGGCCGAAUCUGUGGCAUUUGAUGCGCACACCCCACCGGUGGGUGUGCGACACAUCCACGACGCCCACACCAAACUCGCACUCAAUCUUCUCAGGAGUGUGCACUUUAUUGUGAUGGCCACAAAACGGGUGCAUCGGCCCCUGUCGCAGGAGGCGGUGGCGCUGGUGCUGAGGUACGCGUAUCAGACGGAACGCACCCAGGGCUUGGGCAAGGGACCGGUCACGGGUUUGGGUGCGCGCGGGUCAGAUUCGGUGGGUGGUGCGGGUACUGCAGUGUCGGGAGGUGCAAGUAUGGACAGGGCCACAGAUACGCACACAGGCGUUGAUGGAGAAGUGGGGGUCAGUGGUUUGCCUAUACAUGCGGCGAACGGGGCAACCGAUACCACACGUGUGCACGGCGGUAGAGACAUGCGCGGUAAGCCGGCGAUGGUGGGUUUAAAAACAUGCACCAUCUUCAACACCAAGCAGCAGCUGAUACCUGCGCUGCUGCUGACGGAGAGUGAGAUGUCUGAUAUGGCGACGGGUGACACGACGGAUAGCAACAGACCACCUGUCAGUUACGCACUCGCCGCCACUCAUCCGGCCAGAUCGGGUGUGCGCCAAAUACGCACAGGACGGAAUAAGGAUAAGCUUAUCCCGGGAGGCGAGAGGGGGGUGUAUGGAGGAGGCGCGGAUGGGCUCUCUCUCGCACACACACACUCACACACACACACACGCGCGCGCACGCACGCACGCCCGAGCUCAACUUGGGAGGGGGUACGACACAACGCUCUCACACUGCUGCAGGCCAUGGCCCGACACUCGCCCGCAUCGGAGAAGUACCUACUGUGGGGGAAACUGGGACUAUUGUCGAAUGCAUCGGGGGCCGCGCAGCCGGGAAAGGGGACUAGCCUUAUAUGGCUGCUGCGGCAUGUGGAUCUACCGGAGACGCGCGCCGAUGUGGCGAUGACGCUGUGCGCGUUUGUGGAGGGCACUCAGUCGUAUCUGUCUAUGGCCGAGACUCCCCCCGGGUGUACGGCCCCGCGCGGGUACGAGUAUGUAGGUAGAGAUAACGUAGGUAUGGAUAACGUAGGCGAUCAUAGAUCUGUUGACGGGGUGCAUGAGAAAGAUUCGGAGAGCACCCGCCAAGGGUUCAAACAGCCACGGCCACAGACACAAUCCCACACACACACACGGGAACAUGUGCCACCACAAACACACACCCCCCCAUCACAGACGCACACACACCCAAAGACACACAUGCGCAAGGCCACGGCCAAGUCCUCGCUCGCGUUCACGUCCCGGUCACAGCUGCUAGGGCACUCGCUGAUCUGUCUGCACACGGAGUUAGUGUCGGCACUGCACAAAGCGUCGGCUGAGCAUGACACAGGCACACAGAUAGCGUUGCUGAAGUGUCUGAGCAGCUGUGUAUUGGGCACCCCCUACGCUCGGCUGCCGCUGCAUCUGCUGUACAUGGUGGUGAGGGCCGUCUAUGCCAUGCUGCCCGAGGUGGCUGAGGCAUUCAUUCCCGCCCGCGCUCAGGGCCACGAGGGGUUGGCGUAUAAGCUGCAGACAGAUAACACCCACCCGCAUGGGCCCCCACACGCACACCCGCCCAGGCCUAACGCUUCUGCUACACUCACACACACCCGUACUGCAGAGCAAGCACAUGCGUGUGAGCUGUUAGUGGCCAUAAUCGUGUGUCUGGGUGCGGUGUGUCGGGCCGAUCUCCCGGGUGACCAGAGACUGCGACUGCUACGGUCGUGUGGUGGUAGUGUUCGCGUAGAGGCGCAUGAUUCGACUGUCGAUAAUACACAUGAGCAAUCUAUAAAUACACAUGGGCAAUCUAUAAAUAGAACCAAUGGUCGGUUCUCGGGCUACGGCGCAGCCAGACACGUGGAGAGUGACCACGUACUCGGCGAGUGUCUGACAAGACUGGCGACCAAUCAGAUCGUCGCAUGGGAGGUGCGCAAAGAAGCACUGCAGACGCUGUGCUAUCUCGCGCGGGGGCAUUUGGAGCUGUUUGAGCCGUGGUGGAGUAUCGGACAGGGCCUGGAAUGGCUGGUGAACACCACGCUGAGUUCACAUGCACAUACUGGUAGGUAUAUACCUACACCAGCAGAGGCAUACGCACUCCCACAGCCAGAGUCUCAGCCUCAGUCUCCUACACACACAAGGAAUAGGACGGGUGAGACGCCACGUGGGUGGGCAGUAGAGGCGAAUGCGAACGAAGUCACGGCUGCGUGUAGCGCGACCGGUUGUGAUGGGGGCGCCAGCGCAACUGUCGACACAGCCACAGCCGCUGAUGCGGGGGUAGCCAGUGUAGGUAGGCCGAGUGGGGCGGAGAGAGAGGCACAAAAGAUAGAACGCGAGAAAGAUGUCGGGGCAAAACUGGCUACCGGAUACGUGUUGGUGGAGUAUUUGAAGAGUCUGGAUGCGAAGAUAGGCGACUGGGAUGCAGGUGACGGUGUGGAGAUGGAGGGCCACGAGCAUGAGAGCGAGAGAUGUAUUGGAGAAGCGGUAGCGAUGGGAAAUACGGGCAAAGGCGGAGAUCAAAGUGUCAGUGGAGUUCUGAAUGAGCAGGACAAAGAACAGAAUGGUGUCGAACGGACUACUAGGCAACGCCACGCAGGAUCUGUAGGUGAGGGUGCGAAUACGCGGACUAAUACCGAAGGGGACAACACAGGAGUAUCCAGCGAUGAGGACUGCCAGUACGAUGCUGCCUUGAUGCAGAACCGAUCUCUGAACAAUCCGCCACCACUGCCAUCACCUGACCAAAGUAGUUUGACACUGACACUGACACCUGUCAAGGGCCCGGCCGCAGCCAGCGAGCGGUUGCUGUCGCUGGCAAAGGCAGUGCUGUACUUGUACGUCCCCAACCUCAUCAGCGAGGACGAGCCCUCUCUGCGUGUGCUGGCCUCAGACAUGUGUGCGUGCAUGAACCGGUGCACGGUAUCACAACUCAAACCACUGCAAGUGAUGCAGCUCAAGGUGGCCUUGCUGGGGCUCUCACAGGACACGGCCACUCAGGUGAAGUCGUCUGCCUUCCGUGCGCUGGGUAUGCUCGUGUGCCUGCAGCGUAUCCGCCGGGACGGGCUGUUCCUGAAUGAUCUGGCUGAGGUAGGUAGACGAGCCUUUGAGGUGCGUGUGCUGACGGUACGGCUGAAGGCUUCGUGGGCCUUGGCGUCGCUGUGCGAUGCGCUGGUGCGGGACCUGCUGGAGGGGAAAGAGGACCGGCUGAGUGGGCCGGAGGUGCAGGUUGUGGACGAAGGUAUGGGACAGGGCAUCCAGGGUGAUAUGUGGGACACUCUGCAUGCCAAGUUGCUGGCCAUAGCCCUGUCGGCCUCAGACGAUAACGACAAGGUCCUCAUCAACCGCAUCCGCAUGCUGGGCUGUCUGGUGCGCCUGACCGGCACCCCAACGGUCCCCACAGACCAGCACACGGUGCAGAGGGCCAUAGACUGCAUUACACAGACAAUCGGGAAGGGGUCUGCGAAGCUUCGGUGGAAUGCCUGCUAUGCCAUGUCCCACGUGUUCAGUACACCCCACGUCACGCCCCGCGCGUACCAGGAGGGUGUGCGUGCGCUGUGUGUGGCAGUAAAGGAGAGCAAGAACUUUAAGAUCCGUAUCAACGCGGCCCAGGCCCUGUGUGUUCUGGACAGGGCCGACAGGCUCAAAGUGUCUCCGGUGGGAGACGGGUGCAAUGCGGAUCACAUACACACCGCACAGGCACACCAUACGCCGGUUGGUUGCAAAAGUGCGGGGCGGGGUUGCAACGGUACGUCCGCGGUGUGUGUGGACACGGACUCGGCGAAUAAGCAGAAUGGACGUACCAGCGGAGACGAGGGGGAACUCAGUGUCAGUGGUGUCUGUACCAAGUUUCCUGGGGACUCUGGUUGCCAGGCAACGCCUGCACGGCCUGUGUACCUUUUGUACGACGUGUUUGAGGCUGUCAGCACGUCUCUGCGCAACCUGGACAGAGUGGACGAGGUCGCUGAGUACCGGUACAGGAGCAGUCUGGAGGAGCAGCUGUACCGGUGCAUCAUCCAGAUUGUGGGGCUGUUCACGGUGCAGGACAUUGACCACACGCGCGAGGCGUACACGCGACUGAUGCGGUGGACGGUCCAGCAGAAGCGCAACCGCCUGUCGCAGAUGUACUCGACGUGUGCUGAGGGUGUGCGUUUGCGUGUGCGUGUACCUACGAUAGCCCCACCUACGCUAGAGAGACCUAUUGCGGCGGAGUCCACUCUAGCAACGCCUGCAAGCACGAGGUCUGACGAAUCGCCUUCUGCACUUGCUGGUGCGAGUAUCUAUCCACCGGUGGCCAUGGCAACGGUGAGUACGCCUCCUGACAGUGAGUUCGGGUGGUUGAAUGAUACCGUUGCACUGCUGUUUGUGCGAUCCGCGCACAUGCGUGACAGAGUGUGCACCAAUGAACCCUGUGGAGACGUGUGGAAAGAAGUGUGGGAGGCGUAUGAUGAUGUGGUGCUGUUCGAGGCCCAGAGAUUCAGAAAUGCAUAGGCAUACGCCAGAUGUCUUGCUAGUCUUACUGUUUUGUAUAACGCUACGGAAGUGAAGGGGAGAGUGGGAUGCCCCUGACUGUGCUGCCUGCUGAGGUUUGAAGUUCAGCGGCUGAUGAUAUGGUAGACGUAUGCGGAUGGUCUUGCGUUCUAUAUACACGCAUCGAAAUACUCGUAAAAAAAAGAAAUGUUACACAAAUCACUCUGGCAGCAUCUCCUGAACCACUCCAUAGGGUAGACCUCUGUAGUUCAAUAGUCUCAUUAAGGAGCUGUACCCUUGUGGUUAUUACAUCCCCCCAGGAACGGGUAGGUCCUGGCUGCAGCGUUUCUUUUGCCACAAGGGAAGCAAUACCUGUAAUCGAAAAAUUCCGCUCUAGGUAACAUUUAAAUAUAGCACUACUACUUUCUGGC
Sphaeroforma arctica JP610 is the source of this 5369-nucleotide messenger RNA. RefSeq lists its product as hypothetical. The transcript has 2 exons. The coding region runs from base 1 to 4959 and encodes 1652 amino acids. NCBI's taxonomy places the organism in Eukaryota, Ichthyosporea, Ichthyophonida. The record is from RefSeq and is a predicted model, not a curated record.